This is a messenger RNA of Clavispora lusitaniae ATCC 42720, 639 nucleotides long. RefSeq names its product DNA-binding transcriptional regulator (gene UME7). Gene Ontology annotation, molecular function: zinc ion binding; DNA-binding transcription factor activity, RNA polymerase II-specific. The record is from RefSeq and is a predicted model, not a curated record. Gene Ontology annotation, biological process: regulation of DNA-templated transcription. NCBI's taxonomy places the organism in Eukaryota, Fungi, Ascomycota, Pichiomycetes, Serinales, Metschnikowiaceae.
AUGAGAAAGGUACUAUGUUCCAGCAUUGAACAAAAUGAACUACAGGUGAAAAUGGCACAUUUUCCAUCUCUGCCACGAGAAACGAAGACAGACGAACAUUUAACACACGUCCCUUUUAAUAGUGACCCGAGUCUUUCAGAUUUCCUCACAUCUGAUGCUUGUGACGACGGGCAGACUCUAUUAGAAUUGGCAGCCAUAGCUAAGCGAUCUUCAUUAUUGGAGGUCAGUCUGUACGUCGCGCAAAAAGUAUAUUCAAAUGCAGGCAAGAUCCUUUUUGAUAGCACCACCAACGAAGGAGAGUGUCCUGAACUGCCCAAUUCAAAUAGGAAAUCUAAAGAAAGAAGGCGAAGCAAAAACCAUAGGUCCCGAAGAGGAUGUUGGACUUGCCGAUUGAGACACAAGGCCUGCCCUGAGGAUGGGAAUCCAUGUGGAGCAUGUUCAAGGUUAAAUCUUCAAUGCGACACGGCUAUUUGUCGGCCUAAAUACAUGCAGGAUACCAGCCUCGCAGCUGAGCGCCUACGAGAAAUCCGACUCAUCACUGAUAAGGUUCGAGGCCGAUACGAACGCACUCCUACGAAAAGGAAAAGCCAGGGGUGGGGCAAACACUCCUAUUCCACCUCCACUCGUAGAAUAAAAUGA